Equus quagga is the source of this 770-nucleotide messenger RNA. It is a transcript of the gene LY96, whose product is annotated as lymphocyte antigen 96. Gene Ontology annotation, molecular function: Toll-like receptor 4 binding; lipopolysaccharide binding; lipopolysaccharide immune receptor activity. Gene Ontology annotation, biological process: detection of lipopolysaccharide; toll-like receptor 4 signaling pathway; cellular response to lipopolysaccharide. Gene Ontology annotation, cellular component: lipopolysaccharide receptor complex. Lineage: Eukaryota; Metazoa; Chordata; Mammalia; Perissodactyla; Equidae. The record is from RefSeq and is a predicted model, not a curated record. The transcript has 6 exons. Bases 317 to 712 code for a protein of 131 amino acids.
AGCAGAACUGCCACUAGUGUCCCGUGUCCUGGCUCCACCCGGUGGCUGACCCUGUUGCUGAGUAGAAAUAGUUUGCGUACAACUGUUCAGUUCAGAUCUAUGGGUCCAGGUCUCCGGGCCAUGAGAAAGUGUUGUGUAAAGAGCUCGUGGGAGAGAAUAGCAAUGUAGAUGGAAAAAGAGUGCCAGUCUGUUGAGAUUUUGAAGGAAACUUUCUGUUGACUGGGAAGUAUCUUGUUUUGUUUUUAAAACUCCGGUCACUCUCACGUGCAUCGAGUGUUUGAAAAGAGAGCUACGCUGGAUCUGCAACUCCUCUGAUAUGAGUAUUUGGUACACCUACUGUGAUAACAUGAAGUCCCCGAUUUCAAUAAAUCUUGAACCCUGUAUCGAACUGAAGGGAACCAGCGGUCAUUUGCACAUGCUCUUCGUUCCAAGAAGAGAUAUAAAAAAAUUAUAUUUCAACCUCUAUCUAACUAUGAACUCUCUGGAGUUUCCAAUGCGUAAAGAGGUUAUUUGCCGAGGAUCUGAUGAUGACUAUUCUUUUUGCAGAGCUCUGAAGGGAGAGACUGUGAAUACAACAGUAUCAUUCUCCUUCAGGGGAAUGCGAUUUCCUAAGGGACGAUACAGAUGUAUUGCAGAGGCCGUCGUUGGGAAUACUGAAGAAGCGCUCUUUUGUUUGAAUUUUACCCUCUUACACCAACCUAGUUUCAACUAGAAUAAAUCGAGUCUCUUUUUAUUUUUAGAAUAAAUUGAGUAUAUUUUUAUUUUUCAAA